Darwinula stevensoni is the source of this 1848-nucleotide messenger RNA. The record is from the annotation of a GenBank genome assembly. Lineage: Eukaryota; Metazoa; Arthropoda; Ostracoda; Podocopida; Darwinulidae.
AUGCCGCUUAGGCUAGCGUCGAUCGAGGAGGAGGGAUUGGCAGCGGAGGAGGUGGUGGUCGUUUCCCCGGCUUUCCUGCAUUUCUGCCCAGUCUGCAACAUCCAAUUGAAUUCCUGCGCUCAGGGACUCGUUCACGUCCGCGGGAAGAAGCAUCAGCGCCGGUUUCGCAACUUCCAUCUUCGGCUCUCGGACACCCCUGCAGGGCACGGAUACCCGCUGCUGCAUUAUUCGGGGAGCCUGGCCUCGGGGAUCCACUGCAGCCUCCUGCCGAACACCCAGCCUCAUCCUCAGAGCAUCAGGUCAGACGCCUUUCCCCUCCGACGCUUUAUUCUCGGCGAGCUUCCUCGGAGGGAGGAUCCCGGCAAGAUCGCGACUCCGCGUCGGUCGAGUCCGACGAGCCCAUCCGGGGGUCGGAAUUUCGGAGCGGCACGGAAGGGGGCGUGGGGUGAUUCCGCCGUUCCUCCGGCGGUUCCACGCCCUCUGGCGGAUCCGUCUCCGGGCGUUCUCUUCUUUUCUCUCUUCGUGUUCUCCGAUGUUUGGAGAGCGGAAGAGAGAAAAGCCGCCGUCUGUGACGUUGCAUUCGAAGGAGCUCGCUACAAAUUCGGAUUUCCUGAGUUUUUUUUUUCUCUCUAUCGUUUUCGUGAUGGAAUCGCUUGGUCUCCCGGCAGCACCUCUGGCUACACCAGCCCUGAAGAUUCUAGUCAAGAGAAGGCGACGGAUUCCGGGUCGGUGGCAAGCACCGUGAGCUACGCAUCCGAGGCGGAAUCGUGGCGGACGCCCAGGAUCCCUCACGACCCGGUCCACCCCCGACGGCCCCCGACCGGGUCGCUCGGGGUCCACCCCCGUGGACCCCAGAACGGUCCCGAGCCCCAGCCGAUCUACGCGGACCCGCGCGACGUCGCGUGUCUCUACGGGAGGCCGACGCCCCGCGGCGCUUACCCCCAUUAUUCGCCCCACACAUAUCAGGCCGUUUACCCGACUUCCUCCUACGGCCUCGUCCCGGACCUAUAUUCUUCCCCCGUGACCGCGCAGUGCAUCGAAGACCCGCAUGACCCUGGGGAAGCGUACUCGCGCAACUCCGGGGAAGCGUAUCCGCGUGACACCGAGGAAGCAUACCACCAGAACGGCGAGACGGUGCCGACGAAGGUGACCUCACGCCCGGAGGAUUCCGCCUCGACUAACGGACACAAGAGACCGAGGGUUCACUUGACAGGAAUGAAGCAUCUUAAGAGUGUCAAUGCUCAAGAGGCCAAUAAGGAAAUCGAGACCUUGAAGGACAAGGAGUAUCGAGUCGACGACGAAGAUAAGAAUAUCUUCACUUGCCUCAUCUGUGAUAUUGUGCUCAAUUCCGUGCAACAGCUCCAUUCUCACCUCGGCGGUGGGAGGCACCUCCUGCGGAAGGCUCACGGGUCCCGCUCGAGCGGGAGUCAGGCGCAGUGGACGAGGGGAGGGCGAGAGGAGGAGACGAGACAAGAUAGCAACGAAGGGGGGAGGUUGCCACAUGGGAUCCUGCAAGUUCCUGUCAAUAGUCAGUACAAAUACGUCUGUCGUUUCUGUUCCUCCUACCUCAACUCUCAUCUCCAGAUCCUUCAACAUGUCGGAUCAUCGAAGCACAAGUGGCUAUCGUGUCAGAGAGAGGUGGAGAACGGCAUGCGACCUGGGAAAAGAAUCGACUGGCGGGCCAGGAAAACAGAAAUGAAGCAUAUUAAAGCCAUGGCUAUGGCACACCAGAUGUGAACUGCUCCAGGAAGAUUACGUGUUGCUGACGUCUGUGACAUCACAAACAGGAUUUUUUGUUAUGUUACGCUUUCGUUUUCAUGCUGAAUCGGUAAAGAAUAAAUCAGAGGC